GUGAGAUGCAUUUCAAGAGCCAUUUUCUAUCUCAUUAGAAGAUUUUAUUUCUUUAUACUGUUGAUCAACUUCAAGAAUUUCACGUAUUUUGUGUGUCUAUUCAUUAAUUGCAUCAAAUCAAAAUGCCUUUUUAUCAAUUCAAUUCGUCUACAGGUCGUCUGAAGAAAUCUGCUUAUUUACAACCACUUUAUCCUACUUCAACACAUCCAUUGAAUAAAAAAGAACUUCUAGAAAUGAUUUGGGAUUCCAUAAAGACUAAGCCUCUAAGAACGAUUUCACCAUCAUCAAUGGGAUUUUCUACGCUCAAUCCUAAAAUGCUUGCAAAGUAUAAAAAAUUUCAGGUUAAUGUUGAAAAACCAGUAUAUUUAAUGGGAGGAUCUCCUGAUAAAAUUUUAUUUACAACAACUUGUAUAUUGGUGGUCGCUGGAGUUGCGCAAUGUUUGAAGUUGUUCUAUGAUAUGGCUAAUCCAAAGAAACUAUAAUAUGUAUCAUAACUAGACUGAAUUAAAAUUUCUUCGAUAGUUAUACAUAACUGAUUUUAUUUUUU
Molecule: messenger RNA, 547 nt
Organism: Phymastichus coffea
Lineage: Eukaryota; Metazoa; Arthropoda; Insecta; Hymenoptera; Eulophidae
Exons: 3
Coding region: 123-482 (119 amino acids)
Biological process (GO): mitochondrial respirasome assembly; mitochondrial electron transport, cytochrome c to oxygen; regulation of oxidative phosphorylation
Source: RefSeq, a predicted model, not a curated record